Messenger RNA from Diutina rugosa, 1503 nucleotides. It is a transcript of the gene CDC20, whose product is annotated as ubiquitin-protein transferase activating protein. Gene Ontology annotation, molecular function: anaphase-promoting complex binding; protein binding; ubiquitin ligase activator activity. NCBI's taxonomy places the organism in Eukaryota, Fungi, Ascomycota, Pichiomycetes, Serinales, Debaryomycetaceae. The coding region runs from base 1 to 1503 and encodes 500 amino acids. The record is from RefSeq and is a predicted model, not a curated record. Gene Ontology annotation, biological process: positive regulation of anaphase-promoting complex-dependent catabolic process; positive regulation of ubiquitin protein ligase activity; anaphase-promoting complex-dependent catabolic process. Gene Ontology annotation, cellular component: anaphase-promoting complex. The transcript has a single exon.
AUGUCGGGGGUUCCUACUAAGCGCAAGCGGCUCCAGGACAUGAGUCCCAACGUCCAGCGGGUGCUGAAGGCGACGAACCCGAUGCUCCUACCGCCGCCGUCGCUGCGCUCUCAGCUGUUCCAAGGGUACCCCCACGGGCUGCCCAAGGCGAAGUUGCGGCGCACGGCGCUGUUGACGUUGGGCGACUCCCAGUCGUUGGACCGGUUCAUCCCUAGCCGACAUAAUCUGACCACCGGCAAGUUGGAGCUGACGACGGAGGCGCCCCACCCUAACGCCCUGCCCCGUACUCACAUCCAGGUGCAAACGCUGAAGAUCUACCAGCGCCAUGUCGCCGAAGCCUGCGGCCUCGACAUGAACUCUCGCGUGCUUUUAUACCAACCGUUGCCGCCGGAACGGCGCAAGCCGCACCUGCUCUUCAACUUUGAGCAGCUGUUGGCGUCGCGGGCGCCGGCGCUGGCGAUCAAGCCCGCCGCCGCCUACCGGCGGGCGAAGAAAAUCCCCACUGCCCCUGAACGGGUGUUGGACGCCCCGGGGCUCAUUGACGACUUCUACCUUAAUCUUUUGGCAUGGUCGCUGACCAACUUACUUGCCAUUGGCCUCGAGGACUCGGUGUACGUGUGGAACGCGCUGACGGGGCUGGUGGGCAUGCUCUGCGAGCUGGCAAACAAAUCGAUGGUGACGUCGUUGCGGUGGCUGGACGACGGUCUGUACAUCAGUGUCGGCAAGGACGAUGGGCUGAUCGAGAUCUGGGACGUCGACACCUCCGCCAAGUUGCGCACGCUCCAGUUUGGCCACGCCACCCGCAUCGCCGCCCAGCUGUGGCUGAAGCAUGUGUUGACGCUGGGGCUGAGAGUGGGCACCAUCAGCCACCUGGACGUCCGUGUCGCCUCCCAUCUUAGCGCCGAGCACAAAGUGCACCGCGCCGAAGUGUGCGGUAUUGAGUACCGCCCCGACGGCCAACAGUGGGCGCUGGGGGGCAACGACAACCUUGUCGCCAUCUGGGACGCCCGCAACUCGACGUCGCCUGCAUUUCAAAAGACCAACCACAAGGCGGCGGUGAAGGCGUUGCUGUGGUGCCCGUACCAGCUGCUGCUCCUAGCCACUGGUGGCGGGUCGCUGGACAAGGCGAUCCACUUCUGGAAUACCACGCUGGGCGCCCGCGUCAACACAAUUGAGACCGACCUGCAGAUUCUGUCGCUCAACUGGGGGUACGCCGACGGCAUCGGCAUGGAAAUUGUCGCGACCCACGGCUUCCCCACCAACAACAUCUCUCUCUUUCAAUACCCCACCCUCCAGAAGACGGGCGAGAUUGUCCGCGCCCACGACUCGCGUCUUCUCGCCGGGUGCCUCAGUCCCGACCAGUUGACGUUGGCGACGGUGGCGGGCGACGAGAACUUAAAGUUCUGGUCGUUGUUCGACUUGGCCAAGCGCCGCGCCGGCGCCCGCGACGAGGACAAGGAAAACAAGGAAGAGCCCAUCGAAAAUUAUAUGGCGUUCCGCUGA